This is a messenger RNA of Pectinophora gossypiella (pink bollworm), 1827 nucleotides long. RefSeq names its product ras-related protein Rab-23 (gene Rab23). Gene Ontology annotation, molecular function: GTPase activity; GTP binding. The record is from RefSeq and is a predicted model, not a curated record. Lineage: Eukaryota; Metazoa; Arthropoda; Insecta; Lepidoptera; Gelechiidae. The transcript has 6 exons. Bases 273 to 956 code for a protein of 227 amino acids.
CCACCGGCCGCCAGCCCCGUCAGUCCCCGCGCACGUUACGACGCGAUCACACGUUAAACGCCUCCACAAGAAAUUCUCACGACGAAAAAGCUCUCUCCUAAGUGAAGUUAAUCGCAUUGUGUGAAGUGAAAACCGCGUGUGUUGUGGAAAUUGAAUGCGAUCUGUUUUCACGGGAUGCUUAUACUGAUUCCAUGCAAGGAGCUUCGGAGAGCAGAGCUUACCUACUGAAGAAAUCAGUCACUAAUGUUGUGUGAGCGGUCCACGGGGUCGCGAUGCGCGAGGAAGAGCUCGAGGUGGCGCUCAAGCUGGUGAUCGUCGGCGACGGCGGCGUCGGCAAGUCUUCCAUGAUACAGCGCUACUGCCGCGGGACCUUCACGCGGGAUUACAAGAAGACUAUCGGCGUCGACUUCCUCGAACGACAGAUUGAGAUCGACGGCGAGGAGGUCCGGCUGAUGCUAUGGGACACGGCGGGGCAAGAGGAGUUCGACGCCAUCACCAAGGCGUACUACCGCGGCGCACACGCAUGUGUGCUCGCCUUCUCUACCACCGACCGCGACUCCUUCCUCGCUCUACACUCGUGGAAACUCAAGGUGGAGAACGAGUGUGGAGAGAUACCCACGAUCAUAGUUCAAAAUAAAAUUGACCUUAUGGACCAGUGUGUCGUUGGACCUGACGAAGCGGAGCUGGUGGCCCGAGCACUAGGCUGCCGGCUGAUGCGGGCGUCGGUGAAGGAAGACGUUAACGUGGGCGCGGUAUUCCGUGCGCUGGCAGCGCGCUGCCUCGCUGACAUGAGGCGGGAGGACGCGGCUGAGAACGGACUGUCGCUCAACGUCGCGCCGGUUAUAGGUAACUUCACGAACCACAACAGCAACGGCACGAUCCUGCUGCGGCCAACCAAGCACCGACCCGGCGGGAAGAAGAAGAAUGUCCUCAAGAAUGCCUGUCGAAUACUCUAACUCUCACAGUACUCUCUUUUUAAAUAUAUCUUAACUAUAACGACAGCAGCAGGCUCUACGCGGCAACCGCGUGCGCGCGGAGCGAAUUAUAUCGGAGGGUUUCAACCAAUAAACGCGGCGAAUGAUAUCUACGUGGAAAGACGUUGUACCGCUAUUGGUCAAAGCCAAAUAUAACUGGUCUGGUCUGGACAGAGUAUACAGGAGAUAUAUUUCUCGUGACGGUAUUUAUAUAUUUAUGUCCUGCUGUCGUUUAUAUUCAAGCUACAUUUGAUGAGGUUCACCUGAGAGAACAAAGAAGCAACAAUGGACCUAGAAAAACUAUAUUUUUCAAAGUUCGUGAAACAAGUGAAGUGAAUUUUGUGAAGUGUUAAUUUUCGAGUUAUGCCCUUUUAAAGGGACAAAAUAAAUAACUGUCAAUGGACUAAUUAAUAUUGAACUUAUUUUCAUUUGUUUAAAAAUCGUGAUACUUAAGGAACUAAACUUUACCAGCUUUUAACAUAAUUAUUGUAGGUUGAAUAUGUGCGCUAGAAAACAAAUGAAGAAUAUUAUUUUGCUUCAAAUCAACAGCAGUUACAGUUUUCAAGCGCACUCACUACUAUGUUGUCAAGUUUCGUGUAUAUAUGUAAGUAAAUAUAACUUGCGAUGUGCAAUCAUAUUAAGAGAGUAGUUCUAUGCUACUAUAUUUUAAUAAUUUUGUGUAUUUUAAUUUGUAACAAAAACUUAGAAAAGAUUUAAUACGACUAAGUUUGUAUGUCAUAAAAAUGAAUCUUAGUCAUUUUUAUAAGUUCAAAAAUAACAAAAAGCUUGUAAAUAUUUUGUUUUUACUUUAAUACGUUCAUUUUAUGGAGAAACAAUAAAUUAUUUUUAUAUA